AUGCGGUUAAGUGCCGAGUGCGCAGAGCAUCUCCCUCCUUGCGGAGCAGAUGUCUUCGCUGAGAUCACACUCAUCAGAGACUCGUCCCGGGCUCACACGCGGCACCGCAGUCAUGCAGAGUCCAAAAGGUUGAGAAAGGAGUGCAGAGAUCUGGUUUGUGUGUGUGCUCAGGCGCUGACGCUGCUGGACUAUCUGGCUAAGACGGGCUCGGAGCGCGUGGCCCAGCAGUGCCGCGAGAACGCCUUCGCCAUCCAGACGCUGCGGGACUUCCAGUACGUGGACCGGGACGGGCGCGACCAGGGCGUGAACGUGCGCGAGAAAGCCAAGCAGCUGGUGGCUCUGCUGCGGGACGAGGAGCGUCUGAGGCAGGAGCGGGCGCAGGCGCUCAAGACCAAAGAGAGGAUGGCGAGCGGCGUUCCUCCGGCGUACCCCAGCAGACGCAGCAGUCAGCCCAGCAUGAACGCUCUGUACGGAGAAGAGUUCAGCCGCUCCAGAGGAUCGCCGUCAUCCUUCAACUCUGAGCGGCGCGGCCAUCAGGGGGACGACGCUCAUCUGCAGAAGGUUCUGGAGGAGAGAAAGGGCGAGCGAGACCCGCGGCCUUCAGAGGAGCGGCGCGGCCAUCAGGGGGACGACGCUCAUCUGCAGAAGGUUCUGGAGGAGAGAAAGGGCGAGCGAGACCCGCGGCCUUCAGAGUCGGCCAUGAUCGAUCUGGUGGAUAUAUUCGGUCCCGCGGACCCCUGGGACGCCCCGCCCACCUGCCCCGUGAACUCUGACCCCUGGGAGUCUGUCGGAUUAACCCAAAUCCACCGCAGCGUUCGGCUCGAUGUGAGUGCUGACACGCCCCUCCACAACAGCCAAUCACUGCCUGCCGUUCGGUGUGUCCUUCAGCUGUUGUCACGGAGACGCAGCAGGGCAUCCGCUGUCUCUGUGCAGGAGCGGCGCGGCCAUCAGGGGGACGACGCUCAUCUGCAGAAGGUUCUGGAGGAGAGAAAGGGCGAGCGAGACCCGCGGCCUUCAGAGUCGGCCAUGAUCGAUCUGGUGGAUAUAUUCGGUCCCGCGGACCCCUGGGACGCCCCGCCCACCUGCCCCGUGAACUCUGACCCCUGGGAGUCUGUCGCUGUAGUUAAGUCUAGUAACCCGGGGGCUGAUAGUCCCUGGACCGCCCGCCCUUCCUCCACUAGCCCCGCCCACCCAUGGGGAAUCCACCAAUCACCUCCUGAACCCUGGGAUGCCCCGCCUUCAAACUCCAUCUCUAAUAUGGAUGAUGAAGCCUGGAGGAGCCCAGCACGACCAGUGUCGAGUGUGAAGGACCCGUUUAGUAUUCCAGAGGAGGAGGGGCUUAGAGUAGAAGGGGAGGAGCCUAUAGUGGAGCAGGCGGGCCCAAACCAAGUGUUCAGUCCUCGCUGUGAGAGUCCUGCAGAUGCCGAUCAGUUCGGUGAGUUGGUGGCUGGUGUUCAAGUGAACGGACGGGGAAAUGACAGUCCAGAGACCUUUGACCUCUCUCGCCUCGGGCCCCCUCUGGACGCGGUGACCCCCAGACAGUGCCGGACCCCCAAGGCAUUCCUCGGCCCCACCGCUGCCUCCCUCGUCAACCUGGACACACUUAUUCCCAGCAAUGCGCCGGUCAAGAACAAAAACCCCUUCCUGUCAGGUUUGAGCACACCGUCUCCCACAAACCCCUUUCACUGUGAGCAGCCCAGACUGACUCUGAAUCAGAUGCGUCCUCACUCCACAUCGCCGCUGCCGGCUCACGCUCUGUCCUACAGCGCCUCCCUCCCGCUGCCCGUCCUGCAGCAGAGGCCCCAGACUCUGCCCUCUUCCUACACGCAGCCGCACCACGGCCUGCUGGACAUACCCAGCAACCUGCCGCAGCCGCUGCUGCCCCUCACAGCCUCCACCCAACAAACACAACACCCCGGCCAAAGCCAAAACCCCUUCCUCUGAGGAACCACAUUUACACGUGGGAAACGGAUACUAGAACUGGAUUACAUUGAUUUAGUUUCAGUGUGAACAGACUGAAGAGCAGAUCUAAAGCCUAAAUAAUGGGGAACGGAGACUGAAACCGGAUUACAGUAAUUUGGUUUCAGUGUGAAUGGACUGAAGAGCAGAUCUAAAGCCUAAAGAAUGGGAAACAGACUUGAACUGGAUUACAGUGAUUUGGUUUCAGUGUGAACGGACUGAAGAGCUGAUCUAAAGCCUAAAUAAUGUGAAACGGAGACUGGAACUGGAUUACAGUGAUUCAGUUUCAGUGUGAACGGACUGAAGAGCUGAUCUAAAGCCUAAAUAAUGUGAAACGGAGACUGGAACUGGAUUACAGUGAUUCAGUUUCAGUGUGAACGGACUGAAGAGCUGAUCUAAAGCCUAAAGAAUGGGAAACGGAGACUGGAACGGGAUUACAGUGAUUCAGUUUCAGUGUGAACAGACUGAAGUGCUGAUCUGAAGUCUAAAGAACUACUUACUGUUGGUUUUUAGCAAAAGUACUUUUCCAAUAAGACGAUACACAUUUAAUGCUGGCUGGCUUUAUUAACUUACAUGCGUUCGUCUGCAUUCUGCGUGAUAAUCGCUCAGCCUGGAUUAUCACAUUUAUUUCGAGUUUAAAGUCAACAUGAAAUCAAAAUGGACUCAUUUUACUUUCCUAACACACAAUCCUGAUCCUAUUGUGCACUUAUAGGGUUCCCACUCUUUUUCAGUGAUCAUUUUCCAGGACUUGGAGGACUUUUCCAGGACAUUUUUAAUGUAAUUAGAAAUGGGAAUUAACUACAAGAAACACACCCUAAAGUAACAUAUUCCUCUCUCCAAAGGUCUUUAAAAACAUACAGUUUAUGGUCAUGACAUAACUAUAAAAUCAGCUCUUUAAUAUGAGCUCUUAAUUAUACAUUGC
Molecule: messenger RNA, 2881 nt
Organism: Sinocyclocheilus grahami
Lineage: Eukaryota; Metazoa; Chordata; Actinopteri; Cypriniformes; Cyprinidae
Product: epsin-3-like
Exons: 13
Coding region: 1-1944 (647 amino acids)
Biological process (GO): endocytosis
Cellular component (GO): plasma membrane; endosome; clathrin vesicle coat
Molecular function (GO): phospholipid binding; clathrin binding
Source: RefSeq, a predicted model, not a curated record